CCGGGUUGCUUCAAAAAGGAAGAACAAAAUGAAUUCUUGAAAGCUGGUGAAGAUUUAUUCAAACCAACAUUUUGGGUUGGUUAGAAAUUUUUGGCCAUUCCAUUUUUACCGAAAUGGGCUUUUGAUCUAAUACCAGUGUCUUUUGUACCUCCAUCAAUGGAUCGGUGGUUUAGGAAGCUAGUUCAAACAAACAAAAACUCGCGCUCGAAAGAUUAUCAGAGCAACGACCUAUUCCAAACAUUGCUUCAAAUUCAAGAAAAGCAUAAACUCGACGAAAUAUUUUUGGCAGGUCAUUCGCUUUCUCUAUUUUUCGAUGGAACGGAAACAUCAGCAACGGCUCUCUCAUACGCUUUGUACGAACUGGGCCGAAAUCCACAGUGCCAAGAGAAGCUUCACGAAGAAAUUGUGAGAAUAACAGCUAAAUACGAUGGCAAAAUCACUUACGAAGUGCUUCAAGAGAUGAUUUAUCUUGAAGGAGUAAUACUUGAAUCAUCACGGAUUCAUCCCGCUGGAUUGGUUUUAGGGAAAGUGUGCACACAACCAUAUACACUUCCAAAAACAUCGAAACAAACGAAAUCAGUCACCAUCGCACCAGGAACAGUUGUAAAUAUUCCCAUCCUUGGAUUACAUAUGGAUCCAAAAUACUAUCCAAACCCAAAGGAGUUCAUACCGGAUCGCUUCAAUGAGGAAGAGCAACGAAAUCGACACAAAGGCACAUUUCUGACGUUCGGAGAGGGGCCAAGAAUUUGUCUGGGCAUGCGAUUUGCCAUGCUCCAAACCAAAGUCGCAUUAGCCUACAUCACUUUGAAUUUCCGUAUCAAAGUAUCACCAAGACACAAACCAAUCGUACUUGAUCCGAAAUCACCUUUAUCAUAUCCAAUAGACGGCAUUUUACUCCAAAUAGAACCACGUUAACCAAUUUUCUAACACAAAGCUGAGUGAAAUAAAAAGUUAGCCGAUCGAUUGAUUAUUUAAACAAAUUAGCAAAUAAAUGAAAAUCGUAUAAAAAAACGAAGUAGAUUUGAUGACGUAAAUGGCUUGAUUGAUUAAGCUCGCGGUCUUAGUGAGUCAAAAACGACAUUGACCCUCUCGACGUGGUUAGCUUGAAACUGUCAUAGUACACGGGCACUUUCGAUGCUUGGGUAUGUGUGUGUAACUGUCACGUGUUUUUGUAAACACAAAUUGUGUCUCAUCCGUUAUUCAAUAAAAUGUUAUCACAGGUACGAGUCGCUAGGUGGCGCUGGUUGUGCACAAUGUCUUAGCUGUUAUAUUGUGAAUAAAAUAAACACUAAACACAUGACAA
Sitodiplosis mosellana (orange wheat blossom midge) is the source of this 1303-nucleotide messenger RNA. Its product is annotated as cytochrome P450 9e2-like. The record is from RefSeq and is a predicted model, not a curated record. Gene Ontology annotation, molecular function: heme binding; iron ion binding; monooxygenase activity. The coding region runs from base 157 to 915 and encodes 252 amino acids. NCBI's taxonomy places the organism in Eukaryota, Metazoa, Arthropoda, Insecta, Diptera, Cecidomyiidae. The transcript has 4 exons.